Molecule: messenger RNA, 1143 nt
Organism: Sphenostylis stenocarpa
Lineage: Eukaryota; Viridiplantae; Streptophyta; Magnoliopsida; Fabales; Fabaceae
Source: the annotation of a GenBank genome assembly
AUGUCUGGUACUGCUGGUAAGGUCAUCAGGUGCAGAGCUGCGGUGGCAUGGGAACCGGAGAAGCCAUUGACGAUAGAGACGAUAGAAGUGGCACCUCCCCAGAAAGGAGAAGUGCGCUUGAAGAUCCUCUUCAACUCCCUUUGCCGUACUGAUGUUUACUGGUGGGAUGUUAAGGGUCAGAAUCCGUUGUUCCCUCGUAUCUUAGGGCAUGAAGCUUCUGGGAUUGUGGAGAGCGUGGGAGAGGGUGUUACCCAUCUGAAACCAGGUGAUCAUGCACUCCCAAUAUUCACCGGGGAGUGUGGGGAAUGCAAAUAUUGCAAGUCAGAAGAGAGCAAUCUGUGUGAGUUACUCAGGAUCAACAGUGACAGAGGAGUUAUGCUGAGUGAUGGCAAAACAAGGUUCUCCAAAAAUGGACAACCAAUUUACCACUUUCUGGGAACCUCUACAUUCAGUGAAUACACUGUUCUUCACGCUGGCUGUGUUGCCAAGAUCAACCCUGCUGCCCCACUUGACAAAGUUUGUGUUGUCAGUUGCGGAUUUUGCACAGGUUUUGGUGCUACUGUAAAUGUUGCAAAACCAAAGCCUAAUGAUACUGUUGCUGUCUUUGGAUUAGGAGCUGUUGGUCUUGCUGCCUGUGAAGGAGCAAGGGUUUCUGGUGCAUCGAGGAUCAUUGGGGUUGAUUUACUUACCAGUCGAUUUGAACAAGCCAAACAAUUUGGGGUCACUGAAUUUGUGAACCCGAAAGAGCAUAACAAACCAGUUCAACAGGUAAUUGCUGAAAUGACUGAUGGAGGAGUAGAUCGUGCUAUUGAAUGCACUGGAAGCAUUCAAGCUUCGAUCUCAGCAUUUGAAUGCACUCAUGAUGGUUGGGGUGUUGCUGUACUUGUUAGUGUUCCAAAGAAGGAUGUUGAAUUCAAAACUCAUCCUAUGAAAUUCAUGGAAGGGAGAACUCUCAAGGGUACCUUCUAUGGCCACUACAAACCCCGCACUGAUAUUCCUUCUGUUGUGGAGAAGUACCUCAACAAGGAGCUGGAACUGGACAAAUUUAUCACUCACACUGUGCCAUUCUCAGAGAUCAACAAGGCAUUUGACCUUAUGUUGAGAGGGGAGGGGAUAAGGUGUCUCAUCUGCAUGGAAGAGUGA